AAGAAUAAACCUACAAGUCCUUGAUAACAUUGGAACUACAAACAUCUGCCCACAUAGAGCUGUUAUGUAUUGCUAAAUAUAAGUGCCUAGCUCAAAGGCUAAAUAAACAGUAAAAUAAAAUACAAUAAAAAGCGUAAUUGUGCCAGUCUAUAAUUAGAGGUUCUUGCUGUUAAACAGACAACUUAUCUCUCGGGACGUAAUCAUUUGUGUACGUUGCUAUUAGAACAGCGACAGUGUAGAGAUGACGAGACCAUCUACCAUGACGAUCAGACUGACUGUGUUUUUGAUCGUGAUGAUUGUAGUUACUGCACAGGAAGCACCUUCCACCAGAAAUCUCUUGAACUUCCUGUCCAUGGUGAGCGGCGUGUUUCAUAACAAGAAACAAGUAAACAGAGAACUGGUUGCUGAGAAUAGUGAGAGUGAGACAGAACAUGACUUCCUUAAAGUUAUUUGGCAAGUCGUAAACAUCCCACAAUUAGCUCCGGCUAUCACAAUGUAUCAUGAGGAACGGGAUGGCGGUGAUGUGUUCAGAAAACAAAUCUGGGUGAUUUCCGAAGCCAAUCAAGUCAUACAUAUCCAACCUCUUAAUGUCACCUCGGUCGGAAGCGACGAUUGGUCAAAUGUUGUUUUGGAACCUGCUAAGGACCAAUGUGAGAUAGUGUUUCAACCGGUUGAACCGGAUGUCUACAUGGGAACCAUUCCUGACUGUACUAGAGACUCGGAAGUCACGCAGUUACCAUACUAUGGGUUCACUGUGACCUGCCAUUCUGUCAAUACCUUGAUCUACUUUCAGUCAUCAAGGGAAGCUAUCAGCAAGCUGCCUUAUGUUUUCAAAAACACUCAACGAUUUCUACUUCCAGACUCCCUGACACAGACGUCUAGAGAUUUCGUUCCUCCUUGUGGAUAUAAUUAAACAAUGUCAUUAGAGCACCUACAAUCAGUUUUAUUGUAUUUUGUUUCAAAAGAAUGUAACUUAAAAGCUUUUAUUUCUGAACUCUGCUUCAAUUUUUAAAAAAUAUUGAUUGAGAAAUAUAUUUUAUUUUAUUAAGUUCGUUUACCGGAUUGGUUCAGGGUUCUUACGUUCCAUGUACCAAUUAGGAUUGGUUUCUUUGAAGGGCUUGCUUGCCAUGUAUCGACAUUGGACGUCCUGUUGGGUUUGGUCAAACACCGUCAUCGGAUAUUGGCCAACCUAGCCGCAAGUAAAUUUAUCAUUAUGUUUAAAGUUUGCCGUUUCUGUUGCAAUUGAGGUUUUACAGGGUGGAGUCGCUAGCCCCCACGCCAAACCCUCUCCUUUUUCAUCCAGGCUUGGGACCUGCAGAUGAUGGAGUUCGAAUGACGGAAUUGGACUAUGCUGACGACGUUGCACUAAUAGUGUCUACAAAUAAAUACAUGCAUAAAAUGACGGAGAGGCUAGAUAGAGAGGCAA
Molecule: messenger RNA, 1426 nt
Organism: Biomphalaria glabrata
Lineage: Eukaryota; Metazoa; Mollusca; Gastropoda; Planorbidae
Exons: 6
Coding region: 242-913 (223 amino acids)
Source: RefSeq, a predicted model, not a curated record